UGUCAUUAUGUCAUUUUAAUUUUGUGACAGACGGAGUUCACAAUUCUGUGAUUUUGGUUACGCUUAAUUUUUGAUAAUUGAUGAUUUAUCUAAGUUUAUCGGUAUCGGUCCUAACCUUCGGCGAAAAGGUUUCAUAUAUUUCUAUUAAAAAUAUUGCUAUUCCAAGUUUUUAGUUUUAAGAUUAAGUGAAAUUGGAAGAAGUGUUCCGUCAGUUGUUCACUUCACAACAAUAACCUUUCGUCAUUGUGGAUAGGCUAAUUACGUAUAAUUAGUACACGAAAACAUCAUAACAGCGACAGUGAACGCGAUGGCUAAGGAGGAAGACGACGACAAUUUGCCCGACAAAGAUGCGGCUAAAGAAUUCUACGCGAGAUACGAACCGAAAGAAAUAAUAGGCAGGGGUAUAAGUUCAACAGUAAGAAGAUGUAUAGAGAAGGAGACAGGGCGGGAGUAUGCUGCCAAGAUCAUAGACUUGAGUCAGGAGUCCCAGGAUGGAGUAGACACGCAUACCAUGAGGGAUGCCACGCGGCAAGAGAUACACAUACUGCGGAUGGUUGCCGGACACCCUUAUAUUAUCGAGCUGCAGGACGUGUUCGAGUCGGAGACGUUCAUAUUCUUAGUGUUUGAGCUGUGCAAGAAUGGAGAGCUGUUUGACUACCUCACGUCCGUGGUCACGCUGUCCGAGAAGAAGACUAGAUAUAUUAUGAGACAAGUCCUCGAAGGCGUCCGGCACGUGCAUAGCAAGUGCAUCGUGCACAGAGAUCUGAAGCCCGAGAAUAUCCUGCUGGAUGACCAGCUCAACGUCAAGAUCACCGACUUUGGCUUCGCUAAGGUGCUGAAGGAUGGGGAGAAAUUAUUUGAGCUUUGCGGUACUCCAGGCUACUUGGCCCCGGAGACACUGAAGGCCAAUAUGUUUGACGAUGCACCUGGCUACGGCAAGGAAGUUGAUAUAUGGGCGUGUGGAGUCAUCAUGUUUACAUUACUAGUUGGUUGUCCUCCGUUCUGGCAUCGCAAGCAGAUGGUAAUGCUGCGGAACAUCAUGGAGGGAAAGUAUUCCUUCACCAGUCCCGAGUGGGCGGAUAUCUCAGACGACCCAAAAGACCUUAUUAGGCGACUUCUGGUGGUGGAACCAAGCGAAAGGCUUGAUAUUAUCCAGGCGCUCAACCAUCCCUUCUUCAACACUAUGUUAUGGGAUCAAGACAUGAUGCCGCUCAAGAAAUCCUUGUCCAGCACCAGCCGUCGGAUGUCUAGGAUCGAGCAAUUGACUAUGGCUAUAAAGAGUAGCGGGUUCAAUGCCCGCGCGAAGUUGCGCGUGGCACUGGCGUGCGUCCGCGCGGCCGUGCGUCUGCGCCGCCUGCCGCACACCGCGGCGCGCGCGCUGCCGCUCGCCGACGCGCUGCGCGACCCCUACACCAUGCGCGUGCUCAGGAAGGUGAUAGACGGUUGCGCGUUCCGAGUAUACGGCCACUGGGUGAAGAAGGGCGAGGGUCAGAACCGAGCCGCCCUAUUCGAGAACACGCCUAAGACCGAACUGAAGAGUUUGUACGUCAGCAACCUCAGCCGAUAGCCGCCCCGACCGCUAUGUCGGGAGACACCCUUGCCGUUGCUGCGAUCCUGGUAUAUUGAAGCACUUCACGUACCAGGGUAGCAGAAUAUUGGAAGACGUGUUCUUCAAACAAGCUGAAGCCACGUGCCAGCGAGUGACGUAGGUUAGUCGUAGUCACAGUAUGUAGUAUCGAACUACAUCGGUACACUAGUUUAAUUGUCUACCUGUAUUAUUGUAUGGCCAUCGACUACCGAUUCACGUAGUCAAUAGUGUAAAUUAUAAAUUACAUUUGGAAAUUAUAAUAGUACAAGAAUUUAAUGUAUAGCAAUAAUCGUUGCUGUGAUGACGAAUUAAUUAUUUCUUGUGUUAGACGUUAAUUGUUUUCUCACUAUGUUAAGGUCCACAUUAGCAUUAAUUUAGUAUUAUUAAAGUCCUAUAUAAAUAUUGUAAUGAUCAAAUUAGUUCACGUUAUGUUUUUAAUAAAUGAUAAUAGACACUGAAUUUUUCAUAGACGAAACCAUACGAUGUAAUUCGUAUGAAAUAUAGCAAUAUUGUGUCCGUACGUUAUGUUCUAGCGACACAGAUGUUUAGUCUAUAAAAAUAUCACAAUAAGGUGCCUUCUGAGUUCUUGGUGCGAAAUUUUAUAUCGUUUAAUAUAUUUAAUUUGAAAGUGUGAACGUAACGAAUAGCUCAUAAUUAGUAUCCACGAGCGAGCGUUCUAUCGAUAACUUUAUGGGAUAUUUUUAUAUUGGAAAUUGACGAUAAAAGACAUAGAAAAAUAUGAAACUGACGAAUAUUAUGACGAGAAUGAGUUUUAGCACUCCCAUUGAAAUAGGGGUGCGGUGUUUUUGACUCUGCAACGUCUAAGACUAGCAAAAGUUUUUAUGUAUUGUAUAUUCAAUAAUUCAAUGACACACAUGUCCAAAUUAUAUGUAUUUGUAUUCAAAAUUCUAUGUAAUUUCUUGUCUUUUAUACGAUAUUUUAUUCAUUUGAAUUAUUGCUUUCGACUCAGUAACUCAAUUAAUAUUAAGUCAUCAUUCGUUGUUUUAAAACUGGCAAUAAAAAUCCAAUAUGUAUUUAAUUUACCUUCGAAUAUACAAAAUGGACGUUCGCAUCAAAAAACUCGAAAAUAAACUAGUUUUUUUUUAUCUGUCUGACUUUUUUGUAUGUAUGUCCAAAUAGGAUUCUGCUUAUUAUCUCCGAGUAAGGAAUGUUGUAUUUAAAUUAUUACCUAUAUUAUAUAAUGUGUAUUUAUUUAUUUAUGUGUAUAAGUAAUAGUCAUUUUAUUUGUAUUUCUAUCGUCCUUAGCCGCAAUACUUAUAAGAUCCGAUCACCAAAAAUAGUUUUGAUCUAUCUAUACUAUGUAAGUACCUAAAUGAUUGUAGCUAGAUAUUAGAAAUUAAAAAUAUAUAUUUUUUGUACUGAAAACCUUUUUCCUCAAGUAGAGUGAAAUAUUUAUUGAACUUCGUGAAAUGUAAAAAGUAUUUUUCUGCGUUUUUAAUUGUGCUUUUUCUUCACUAAGGAAAAUAAUUUCCUUUACACUUAUGAAAUAAAAUGUCGAUUUAGUAUGUUAUUCUGUGAUGAGUCGUAGUUCCACAGGUGUACAUCAAAGACAGCUUCUCAAUUAGUUAUCACAAUACCUACAUGUUUUAUCCAUUUUAGAAGAAUAAAUUUAUUUAAAACUA
Helicoverpa zea (corn earworm) is the source of this 3231-nucleotide messenger RNA. RefSeq names its product phosphorylase b kinase gamma catalytic chain, skeletal muscle/heart isoform (gene PhKgamma). Gene Ontology annotation, molecular function: calmodulin binding; phosphorylase kinase activity; ATP binding. The transcript is spliced from 15 exons. Gene Ontology annotation, biological process: glycogen biosynthetic process; protein phosphorylation. Bases 308 to 1567 code for a protein of 419 amino acids. The record is from RefSeq and is a predicted model, not a curated record. Gene Ontology annotation, cellular component: phosphorylase kinase complex. Lineage: Eukaryota; Metazoa; Arthropoda; Insecta; Lepidoptera; Noctuidae.